CCCGAAACCACCCACUGGCAGUAGUUGAGAGAGCAGCUCUGCAGUCCGACCAUGCUUCUCUGCAGAAUGUCAAACAAAGAUCGACACAUUGAUUCCAGCUGUUCGUCCUUCAUCAAGACGGAACCCUCCAGCCCGGCCUCCCUGACGGACAGCGUCAACCACCACAGCCCAGGUGGCUCUUCAGACGCCAGCGGGAGCUACAGUUCAACCAUGAAUGGCCAUCAGAACGGACUUGACUCGCCACCUCUCUACCCUUCUGCUCCUAUCCUAGGAGGUAGUGGGCCUGUCCGGAAACUGUACGAUGACUGCUCCAGCACCAUUGUUGAAGACCCCCAGACCAAGUGCGAAUACAUGCUCAACUCGAUGCCCAAGAGACUGUGUUUAGUGUGCGGUGACAUCGCGUCUGGGUACCACUAUGGGGUAGCAUCCUGUGAAGCCUGCAAGGCAUUCUUCAAGAGGACAAUUCAAGGUAAUAUAGAAUAUAGCUGCCCUGCCACGAAUGAAUGUGAAAUCACAAAGCGCAGACGUAAAUCCUGCCAGGCUUGCCGCUUCAUGAAGUGUUUAAAAGUGGGCAUGCUCAAAGAAGGAGUGCGUCUUGACAGAGUACGUGGAGGUCGGCAGAAGUACAAGCGCAGAAUAGAUGCGGAGAACAGCCCAUACCUGAACCCUCAGUUGGUUCAGCCAGCCAAAAAGCCAUAUAACAAGAUUGUCUCACAUUUAUUGGUGGCUGAACCGGAGAAGAUCUAUGCCAUGCCUGACCCUACUGUUCCCGACAGUGACAUCAAAGCCCUCACUACACUGUGCGACUUGGCCGAUCGAGAAUUGGUGGUUAUCAUUGGAUGGGCGAAGCAUAUUCCAGGCUUCUCCACGCUGUCCCUGGCGGACCAGAUGAGCCUUCUGCAGAGUGCUUGGAUGGAAAUUUUGAUCCUCGGUGUCGUGUACCGAUCUCUUUCCUUUGAGGAUGAACUUGUCUAUGCAGACGAUUAUAUAAUGGAUGAAGACCAGUCUAAAUUAGCAGGCCUUCUUGACCUAAAUAAUGCUAUCCUGCAGCUGGUAAAGAAAUACAAGAGCAUGAAGCUGGAGAAAGAAGAAUUUGUCACCCUCAAAGCAAUCGCUCUUGCUAAUUCAGACUCCAUGCACAUAGAAGACGUCGAAGCCGUUCAGAAGCUUCAGGAUGUCUUACACGAGGCCUUGCAGGAUUAUGAGGCCGGCCAGCACAUGGAAGACCCUCGCAGGGCCGGCAAGAUGCUGAUGACGCUGCCGCUCCUGAGGCAGACCUCUACCAAGGCCGUGCAGCAUUUCUACAACAUCAAACUGGAAGGCAAAGUCCCCAUGCACAAACUUUUUUUGGAAAUGCUGGAGGCCAAGGUCUGACUAAAAGCUUCCCCGGGCAUCCUAUCCUGCACGCCGAAAAAGGGAAAAAUAAACCCAAGAGUGAUGUCAAAAAAACUUAGAGUUUAGUUAACAACAACAAAAAUCAAGUAAGACUGCACUGAUCAUUUAGCAGCAAGACUAUGAAGCAGCUUUCAGAUUCCUCUGUAUCCUCCUGAUGAGUUUUUUCCUACCUUAAUCUCAUCUUUUCUCCGUUUCUUUUGCUCUUUAUUUUUUUUUUCUCCCACCCUAUUCUCUUUCUCUUUCGUUUCUUGCUUCCUUCAUCCCUGGUUC
Lagenorhynchus albirostris (white-beaked dolphin) is the source of this 1665-nucleotide messenger RNA. RefSeq names its product estrogen related receptor gamma (gene ESRRG). The transcript is spliced from 7 exons. The coding region runs from base 52 to 1374 and encodes 440 amino acids. The record is from RefSeq and is a predicted model, not a curated record. Gene Ontology annotation, biological process: retinoic acid receptor signaling pathway; regulation of DNA-templated transcription. Lineage: Eukaryota; Metazoa; Chordata; Mammalia; Artiodactyla; Delphinidae. Gene Ontology annotation, molecular function: nuclear steroid receptor activity; steroid binding; zinc ion binding. Gene Ontology annotation, cellular component: nucleus.